This is a messenger RNA of Dendronephthya gigantea, 1940 nucleotides long. Its product is annotated as homeobox protein OTX-like. The record is from RefSeq and is a predicted model, not a curated record. The transcript has 5 exons. Gene Ontology annotation, molecular function: DNA-binding transcription factor activity, RNA polymerase II-specific; RNA polymerase II cis-regulatory region sequence-specific DNA binding. Gene Ontology annotation, cellular component: nucleus. The coding region runs from base 351 to 1112 and encodes 253 amino acids. Gene Ontology annotation, biological process: regulation of transcription by RNA polymerase II. Lineage: Eukaryota; Metazoa; Cnidaria; Anthozoa; Malacalcyonacea; Nephtheidae.
GUCGGCAUACAUCAGUGCUGGCGCUAAGCGAUCGUUUGCCAUUCUGCCUGCAGACAGUUUGCCGUGAGGAGUAAACUUAAUUGAAAUAAGCCUAUUUUAUGACUCUUCCCUAGCUUGUUGUGUGUGUUUACCCAAGCGCGUGUUUAUACAAACGACACUGUUUGCUUUCAAUAUUGUUGACGGCUUGGUAUAGUCUGCAGAUCAAGAGUGAAAUAAUUCGUACCAAUUGGGAAUAUAUAUCAGCGACUCAAAUUAUAAUCUCAACCCAAGGGACCACCGGAAUCCGCAGUGUGCACAAAGCCAGCGUCCAGCGAACUUCGAAGCGAAGAUCUCAAUCCAAUCAACGGAAAAUGGAAGUGCAACGCCGAAUACACGUGCGACCUCCAUUCUCGAACGAAUCGAUGGCGGGAUUCCCAUGUAACCGAAUGGCUCCGUACCCGAUCCACGGCAUCGGACUAUCGCACCAUCCUAGCUACGAUCUCAUGGGUCCUCUUGCGUCCAACUACGGCCAUCAUCCACCCAGAAAACAACGUCGUGAGAGAACUACGUUUACCAAAGCUCAACUGGAAAUUCUGGAAGCACUCUUCGCCAAAACUCGCUACCCAGAUAUAUUUAUGCGGGAAGACGUUGCGAUGAAAAUUAACCUGCCAGAAUCACGCGUUCAGGUUUGGUUCAAAAACCGACGCGCAAAAGUUAGACAGCAACAACAGAACAGCGAGGGAAAACCCAAGCCUAAAAAGAAACCACCUACUCCGAAGGAACCUCCGAAGAUCCCUGUUACCUCAGGCUACCCCCAAUAUCCCAGCUGUGCGGCAAACAUUUGGAACCCAGUUGGGGACCAGUCUGUCAUCCAACGACCUCCGCCCUACGCCACGCCUAUCCUCAACGGCUCUAUGCCAAUGGGAAGCUCGUCCUCUAUGCUAGUACCCGGACCCCCUCCCCCACCCCGAUACUGUACCUCCUCCCAAGAUUACUCGUACAUGCCGAUGAGCAUGCAUUUCAACCCCCCUAAUUCGACAUCAUCGUCCCAUCAAUUUGACUACCUAGAACAUGGCUUACCCGUUGGGCAACCCCUGCCAAUGGGUGGGGUCGGCAAUCCUGCACGUGUCUAACACAGUGUGAACACAUGUCAACCACAUGAGCGACUCCGCUGACCGCAUGGGAUCAAACAACAAUGGGGUACACGAGAAUUGGACAGGGGGAAGCGAUGGUCGGCUUAUGACAUCUCAAGUGAAGCGCGCCCUGUAACUUUGGAAAGGGAGCCAGAAGUAUUUAUAUUACAGGGUGAGGCCAUCGACAUGUAUAUCGUGGAUACUUAUCAGCUAGUUUAUUUAUGAACGAAUUCUUGCAUUCCACGAGUAAUUGAGAAAUAUUUGAACCGAAUGCAGGCUUGCGACAUGAAUUAUGACUUAUUGAAAUUGUUAAUAGUUUGAAAUUGUACAAAGUUAAAUUUAGCGCCUAUGUAGAACAUUGUAAAUUAGAUGUCUUACCAUUUGUCCAUUCGGGUGUCUAGUUCCAACCACCCCCCCCCCCCACCACCUCUUUCCAUAGUUUUCGUUUGGCAAUAUCAACGCCAAGAUGCUAAGACAAAGUGGUGUCAAGCUUGAAAAAACGGCUGCGAAUUCAAAGAACGUAGUCGGAAAACAAAAGGUAAAGGAUACAUAGUAAAGUGUGCUAGUGUCGACUUAAGAAGGAGACUCUAAACGCUGACUAAGCCGGAACAAAUCACCUUAAAAAAUCAAGUUCCGCCUACACCUAAAGCCCUAGAUUUGGAGGGACGGGAUUUUCCGACGGAUCGUUGUUUUUAUUUCCGUGUUUCUCCGUACAUUUAUCUCACUCAUGUAAAGCAGGCUUUUAACGCCUUCCAUUCAACGGUCAGACAAGAUUAUAUCUUUCGUAUAAUGCAGCCUGAAUUAAUCUGAUCUCAAAUUUGCCAAAUC